UUUGGUUUUGUUACUACAUGUUUAGUUUCUUUACUUGGAAUAAUUCUACCUGUGUUAGAUAGGAUAGAGAGUACCGUUCAGGUUAGUUGUGUUAAUGGUUCUGAUGGUGGUCAGAACUGUGCUCAAUCUAUUUUGAAUGCUUCAGGAAUACCCGUUGAGGUUUAUUAUAUUUAUGGUAUAUUAUUUUUAAUAUUAGCAUAUAUAAUAUUGGCACUCAUUAGUUAUAUAAUGGUGAAAAUUGUAAAAUAUGAAAAAUUAGGGGCGAGGAAAGGAAAAAUGUUUUUUAAGAAAUAUUGUAGUUUCUGCAAAGAUGUUUUUAGUAAAUGA
Molecule: messenger RNA, 327 nt
Organism: Plasmodium gonderi
Lineage: Eukaryota; Apicomplexa; Aconoidasida; Haemosporida; Plasmodiidae
Product: variable surface protein
Exons: 1
Source: RefSeq, a predicted model, not a curated record